CUUCCGGGUCACGGCGCGCCAGAGGCACGAAACCGGAAGAGACGGAGGCGAGCGGGCUGCUCUAUUGGAGUUCUGACGCCCAGUCGGACCGGAGCCGAGCCGAGCCGAGCCGGGGCUGCUGCGGACAGCCAGUUAAGUGCGGGACAUCUGGGAAUCAUGCCCCCCAAAUUCAAGCGUCACCUGAACGCCGACGAGCUGGCGGGGUCCGUGAGGAGCGAGCGGAGGAACCUUCUAGAGGAAGACUCGGGUGAAGAGGAGGACUUCUUCCUGAGGGGCCCCAACGAUAAGAUCCGGCAGGUGCAGACGCAGGUGGACGAGGUGAUCGAUGUCAUGCAGGAGAACAUCACGAGGGUCAUUGACCGAGGCGAGCGGCUGGAGGAGCUGCAGGAUAAGUCAGAUGGUCUGUGUGACCAGGCGGCCGCCUUCAGCAGCAGAGCCAGGAAGUUGCGGCGAAGCAUGUGGUGGACCGACUGUCGGAUGAAGGUGGGAGCGGCGCUCGUAGGGAUCAUCCUUUUCCUCGUCAUCGUUGUUGCUCUUGUCCUGCACUACCAGUAGCAGCCGAGCCCCGGAGCGACACCUGGGACCACUCUGAUUGUACCCUUGAAUUGUUCAAUAAAGUCACUGCACUC
Molecule: messenger RNA, 629 nt
Organism: Erpetoichthys calabaricus (reedfish)
Lineage: Eukaryota; Metazoa; Chordata; Cladistia; Polypteriformes; Polypteridae
Gene: vamp4
Product: vesicle-associated membrane protein 4
Exons: 8
Coding region: 157-555 (132 amino acids)
Biological process (GO): Golgi ribbon formation; vesicle-mediated transport
Cellular component (GO): membrane
Source: RefSeq, a predicted model, not a curated record